Molecule: messenger RNA, 3097 nt
Organism: Gadus morhua (Atlantic cod)
Lineage: Eukaryota; Metazoa; Chordata; Actinopteri; Gadiformes; Gadidae
Gene: bin1b
Product: bridging integrator 1b
Exons: 18
Coding region: 450-2048 (532 amino acids)
Cellular component (GO): plasma membrane; synaptic vesicle; cytoplasm
Molecular function (GO): tau protein binding; phospholipid binding
Source: RefSeq, a predicted model, not a curated record
AGCCUCGUGCACCAUUUAGACUGAACCCCUCCCGUGCGUAACGCAGGAGCGCAGAGAGACAAGCAACAGUUGUCGCGCUAAUAAUAUCCUUUCUAUAACUGUGGCUUUAAGAGGGGUGACCCAUAGUCCUCCGAGCAUCCACCUAUCCACAGAAAGCAGCGAGAAAUAGAUAUCGCAGAUCUUAUCUAGUGGAAGUUGUUGGUUUGGGGUUGUGACUUUGUUUGUUUUUUGCGCGCUUUUUACGCAUUUCGGUUCAGUUGCGCCGAGAUUUACGCGCCCGUGCGUGUUACUCCUUUAAGAAGCUGUCAUCGGGAUUAGAGCGAGGGGGUUUUACGCGGAGGAGGAGGAUCACCGGCCACUCCACCCUCCUGUCAGGCAAAAGGUCUCCCUCUCUCUCGCCCGAGUUAUCCGGGGGUGGUCGACGCUUGAGUAUACUAGGGGGUCCCAACAUGGCUGAGAUUGGGAAAGGCGUCACAGCCGGGAAACUGGCCAUCAACGUGCAGAAAAAGUUCACAAGAGCGCAGGAGAAGGUCUUGCAGAAGCUAGGAAAAGCAGACGAGACCAGAGAUGCUGCCUUUGAAGAAACGGUUGGCAGUUUCAACAAACAGAUGGUGGAGGGUGCAAAGCUGCAGAAAGACCUAAAGGCCUACCUACUGGCAGUCAAAACCAUGCAUGACGCGUCGCGGCGUCUGCAGGAGUGUUUGGCCGAGAUGUACGACCCUGAAUGGUUCGGCAAGGAGGAGGUGGACUCCAUGGUGGAGGAAAUGAUAGAGAAAGAGAUGGACAAUACCUUGGAGGACACAGAUGCCAACUGGACAGACUACUAUGAGAAGCUCACAGAUGAAUCAUUGCUGUCCCUUGACACAUACCUAUCUCAGUUUCCUGAUAUCAAGGCUCGCCUGGCGAAGCGGGAGAGAAAGAUGGUGGACUUCGACAGCGCCCGGCACCACUUCGCCUCCAUACAGAAGGGAAAGAAGAAGGACGAGGCCAAGAUCGCCAAGGCUGAAGAGGAGCUGGGCCGCGCCCAGAAGGUGUUUGAGGAGCUCAACGUGGAGCUGCAGGAUGAGCUCCCCGUUCUGUGGGACAGUCGUGUUGGCGUGUACGUUAACACAUUCCAGAAUCUUGCCAGCAAUCAGGAGAAGUUCCACAGAGAUAUGGGCAAGCUCAGUCAGAACCUGAAUGAUGUUAUGACCAAGCUGGACGAGCAGAGACUUGACAAAAAGAAUGGUAGUGCCUCGGUGAAGCCAGAAGAGGCCAGCAGCAGUGAGGGGGCAAACCACAGCGUGGCCGGCGAUUCACAGCCAGCGAAGCGACUCUGUCCUCCUCCGAGCCGACCCCCAGCCAGAAUGUCCCUCACCCCGAGCCCGGGACCUGAAGACGACGAGUCCCCUGAGACCGCCCCCACCUCCACCACCUCCGUCACCUCCACCUCCCCUAUAAGCACGCCGCAGGCGCCAUCUUGGGACUCUUGGGAGCAAGAGCAGCCCUCUAUGGCCCCGCCGGAGCCCCACACCCCAGUUGCUGACCCCGCCCCCCAGGGGAGCCAUGGCGACUGGGGAACGGCGGGUGGUGGUGACGGAGGAGGUGAUGGAGGUGGUGUUGCCCCCGACGACGGCGCAGACUACACAGAGUCGUUGGAGGGUCCGCGCGACGAAGACUCCUCAGAUGAACGGCGCUCGCUCGACCAGCGCUCGCUCGACCAACGCUCACUCGACCAGCGCUCGCUCGACCAGCCUGGACACGAGGAAGACUGGGGGGCCCAGGAGGAUUGUGGGGGACAGGGGGGAGACCAGAACGCGGUAACCAACGGCGACGGGGAUCUCCCUGAGGGCUUCCUCUACAAGGUGAAGGUGUUGCAUGACUACGCUGCCACCGACGGGGAUGAGUUGGAGCUGAAGACCGGGGACAUGGUCCUGGUGAUGGCCUUCGACAGCCCCGACGAACAGGACGAUGGAUGGCUGGUGGGGGUGAAGGAGUCCCACUGGCUGCAGCACAAAGACAUCUCCAUCAAGGGGGUUUUCCCGGAAAACUUUACCCAGAAGGUUUGAGGGUCAAGUCUCCGGCUCCAAACCCCGACAGAUCCAAGCCCACCUCCGCACCACCUCACACACCUUAGACACGGGACGCAAACCGCUGAACCGCAGCAAAAGAGCGGCUCUGUGUUGGGUAACGGGGAUUAUCGAUGCACAACGAAUGUUGGCAUUUUAAUAAUAAUAAUAAUAAUAUGUUUAUUUGAUAUUGCGCCUUUCUCACACUCAAGGUCGCUUUACAGAUUCAUGAGAAAACACGAACAAGACAGAGCAACAAGAAGUUCAACAACACAAAUAAAAAUAUAAAUAAAUCAUAGAUACAGAGGGUCUAUCCAUCGGAUUGGGGGUAGGGUUGUGUUAUCGAUCAAUUGACCGAUUUAAUGAUUAUGUGGGCUGGGGGGAAACUGCUUGUUGAAAUGAACGCAUGAACACAUGAAUGUACACUCCAGGUAACCAUCUUUAAAUGUUAACUCUACUUAUUGAACAUGAAACAUAAAACCCAAAUGUAACUCAAUUGCCCAUUUUUCUUUUGAUUAUUUCCGAUGGUAUUUGCAUAUUUUUUAGGGUUCAAUUAGAAAAGUGUGUUGGUCGUACCUUCACAAAUGUUUGGAAUUCUUCGUGAAUGUCCUGUUUUUAUCAAAUAUCCUGUGGAUUUGAAAGGGUUUCAACUGAAUCAUGAAUUAUUUGUUUUUAAAUAUUUGUGAUUAACGCAGCGAUAAUGACAAUCUACUACUUAAAAAUAAACUACGACGUAAACCAAAUGAUUUUAUUGGUGUUGGCCUUUAAAAAAAUCAAAGUGCUUCAUCUGUAAAUCUUAACAUGAUAAGCAUUCAUUUCAAUUUGUUUAAUGUCAUGUUUGAACAUGUACCUGUCCAUCAUCUAUAGAAGAACAAAUCUUUUACCGGCAGUGGAACUGGUUCUAACUGGUGUUGCUAAUUCACAAAAUCACAUACACACAUAGAGGGAUAAUUACAAAGCCCCAUUAUUUUAUCCAAUUCAAUUAAAUCAAGCCUUUUAUUGUUCUCUAAAAAUAUGCCAAUGGUUUGAAAUAAAAUGUUUUAAAUACA